AUGGCAAGUGUUGUUGUGCUGGUCCUGGCAUUCUUGUGCUUCACUGAAUACCUUAAAUAUGUGACAAUAUUUAUUUCUCAUUUUCCAUUAGGUGCAUUUGCUUUUAAUAUUACAGCAGCUGAUCCAGAUGGUGACCCUUUAAUUUACUCUCUCAGAGGAGAAAAUUCAUUUUACUUCACUGUAAAUCAGUCUACAGGAAUUGUAGCUAUACGAGCUCUCAUGGACAGAGAGGCAAGUUCCAUGACACCACUGAAGCUUGCUGUUUCUGAUGGCAUUCAUACAGAGGUGUCCAAACUAAUACGUAUUAUUUUGGAUGAUGCUAAUGACAAUCGACCUAUGUUUGAUCCUCCUUCAUAUGAUAUAGAUGUACCAGAAAAUACUCGUGUGAAUACAAGUCUAUUUCAAGUGUCAGCCAACGAUCCUGAUAUCGGAUUAGCAAAAAUUGUGGUUUACAAAAUUGACAAUGUAAUACCAAAUGACGGUUUUGAUCUUUUUUCAAUUUCUGAUAGAACUGGUGAGGUCAAGUUGACAGGACAUUUGAAUUAUACAAGCAAAAGCACAUUUUAUCAGUUAAAAAUCAAUGCUUCGGACAGUGGCGGCCUCCUUGAUGGACAAAAUAUUGUUCAGUUCAGUUCUGCCUUUGCUUCUAUUACUGUGAUUGAUGUUCCUGACCUUGAUCCACAGUUUAUAAACAUUCCCUACUCAGCCACUGUCAAUGAGAAUACAGCAGUGGGCCAGACAGUGCUAAAAGUGCAAGCUGUAGAUCCUGACACAGGAGUAAAUGCCACAAUGAGCUACAGCAUUCAAAAAAGUACCACUGUACCUGAUCUGUUUGAGAUCAAUGAAAAUACUGGAGACAUAAUCGUAAAAAACAUUUUUGACAGAGAAAAAUUUUUGGACAUCAAUGCUGCUGUUACACUUCAAGUGCUGGCCCAGGAAACCACACAUAACAUUUAUGGUAUUUUUGCCAGAACAUCAACAGAUAUCCAAAUCAAUAUCGGCGAUAUCAAUGACAACAAGCCUAUAUUUUAUGAGUGUAACAAUGAGUCAUGUGAUCCAGCCUUGGAAUCAACAAACUUUCAUGGAAACAUCAAUGAACACUCUUCUGUAGGCGAGCCCGUGAAUGGCUUGAAUAUUUUUGCACAAGAUUUGGAUCAGGGCACGAAUGCCAAGUUCACCUUACACCUAGGUGGGCCACACAAAGACGCCUUCUCCGUGUUUCCACUCUCUGCUACUUCAGACACUCCAGUCCAGAUCCAUGUCAAAAACCCACAAGCUCUUGACUAUGAGGAAGUAAAAACAAUGAUAGUCAAGGUUGUUGCUCAUGACAGUUCCAACAUGGACUGCUGCUCCACGGCUACAGUCAUUAUUCGGAUCAACGAUAUCAAUGACAACAGCCCCGUGUUCCAGCAUGAAACCUACAAUUUAGAAAUUCGCGAACACAGCCCAAAAGGCACUAUCAUAGACACCAUUACAGCAAAAGAUCCAGAUACAGCAGAUGUGAACAACAUUACAUACAGGCUUUUACCACAGAGCAUACUAAAGUACUUUGAUGUUGAUCCAAAGACUGGUAGAGUUAUAGUGGUAGAUGGAAAACUACUCGACCGGGAGGUCAGUUAUUUUUUUUCAGCAACCUUACAAGCAACAGACAAUGACAACAAUGUGGGUAGAACAAUCCUAGUGAUUACACUCUUGGACAUAAAUGAUAUGACACCACAUAUACCCAGAGAGAUAUAUCCAGAAUUUGUGAAGGAAGGACCAUUUCUCCAGUGGUCAGUACUAAUCCAGGCUACUGAUGGGGACCAAGAAGACAGUGACAACAGUAGAAUUCAAUACAGAAUACAGAGAAGCAAAUUCAGUGACAACUUCACCAUUGAUGUAAACACAGGAUUAUUGCAAAAUAACGGGCCAUUAGACAGAGAGGCAAUUGAUUUUUCAUUUAAUGGGGCAAUUAAAUUAAAUGUGAAUGCUACAGACAUGGGUGUGCCACCCAGAUCUACAGGGGUAACGGUCAUAAUCACUGUAGAGGAUGUCAAUGACAACACUCCUAAGUUUGAACAUAGUACUUACAAAUUCUUUGUCAAAGAAAGUGAUAAAGGAGCAUUUGUAGGCUCAGUAUUUGCAGAUGAUGCGGACCAAACUGUGAUGAACAAUCGUAUCUCUUUCCGCAUUACGGAUGGCAGCUUUGGAAAUUUUCUUGUCAUCACCUCAGCAGCAGAAGAUGGCAGUGGCUACAUUGGCGAUAUAUCUGUGGACCCUGAUGUUGAAUUGGAUUUUGAGCAAGGAAGAAGGUCGUAUAAUCUCAAAAUAGAAGCCACUGAUCUGGGCCAGAAAACGGAUCUAGCUGACGUGGAAGUGAUUGUACUGGAUGUAAAUGAUGAGCGGCCAGUUCUCCCUAAAGGUUUCACACUGCAUGUGCCUGAGAACACUACAGGCCUAGGGGAGGUGGUCAAGAUUGAAGCACAGGACCCUGACACCAACAGUUCUCUCAUCUACGAGUUACUCUCCAUGCAGUGCCAUUGCAAUGAUACAGUGGGUCCCUGUGAUGAAGAAUGGUUCAUACUGGAGUCCACAGGAGCCAUAAUAGUUAAUGAGGAUUUUGUAAUUGAUUAUGAAAUGUGUGACCAAUUCAUUUUUGAAGUUGGGGUUGUGGACAUUUUCACAGAGAAAGGAGAGAAUCACAGUCUUCCAGGAAAACUGGCAAUCAAUAUUAAUGACGUCAAUGACAAUGCUCCCAGCUUCUUGAAACCUGAUGGACUUUUUGUUGUCCUUAGUGAAAAAACUGAACAAGGAACUGUGGUUGCAUCUUUUACUGCAACAGACCUGGAUUCUGGAAACAACAAGGUGAUAAAUUUUGAUGUACUAUCAGUUGAAUUUAUAGAUUCUAAUAAUGCACAGAGGCAAACAGAAAAAAUCUUCAGCGCUGAAGCCACUGCAGUAUUAGAUUAUUAUAAAGGAGAUAUCAGGUGCAUGGGCAGCCUUGACAGUACCUUAAAAGGAAAAUAUCUGGUUACAGUUGAGGCAAAAGAUACUGGAAACUUAUCAGCAAAAACUCAGCUUGAGAUUUACACCAUUGACAAAUCUUAUCGUGUUGGACUUCGUUUUGAGUCUUCAGUGUCAGAAGUCAACACAAACCUCAAUCAAAUUCAGUGGGCACUUUCAGCAGCAACAAAAACAACUGUUCGUAUUUUGGACGUUGUGGCAGAAAGUGUGGAACCGAGAGCCUCAGAGAUAGUUGUUUUGGGGGCCUAUUUUAUACUUCCCAAUGGAAGUGCACUCAAUUCUGACAGUGUUGAAAAGAUUCUGCAAGAAGACCUGUAUCAUGCCAGUAUUCUGCGAAAAUAUGGCCUCACAUACAUUGUGUCUGGUGGCUCUGAGGUCAAGGAAGUUGAUCCUGUGUUCCUUAUAUUAACUGGCUUGGUGGCUAGUCUACUUAUAGUGUUGGUGGUCACGAUAACAUUGCUUGUGUGCACUCAGAGGAGCUACAAGAGAAAGCUGAAGGCAGCCAAAGCCAUGAGCACAGUUGCUAUGAGGACAGAGAACCACACAUCUGGAGCAGUAGUGCCUGGUACAAAUAAAUACUCAAUGGAAGGAGCAAACCCUGUGCUAAAUUUGAACAUUGACAAUAUCACAGACCUGGGCUUUGAUGAAGAGAGUUCCAAUGCUGACAAAAUGAGCCUCAAUUCCUUGGAUUAUAAUACUGAAAUGGACAUGACUGAGAGGGACACUACGCCAAUGAUGAUUAUCCAGGAGGAAGAUGAAGAGACUGCAAACGACCAGUACAUUGAGCCAGUUGGUGCUGCACUAGUACAAGGCACAAGUAACUCGUUUGACAACCCUGCCCUCAGUACCACUGACCUCUCAACAUCGAAUUCCAUUGCGCCCUCCAAGCUUGACUUGAAGCUUCGGGCUCUGGGACUGAACAGCUCCCUUUGCAGCUGGAUCCUGGGCUUCCUGUCAGGCAGAUGCCAGGUGGUCAGAAUUGGCAGCAGCAGCAGCUCAUCCCCAUUGACCCUCAACACUGGAGCCCUGCAGGGCUGUGUUCUCAGCCCUUUCUUGUACUCCUUCUACACCAACGACUGUGUGGCCACACACAGCUCCAAUUUCAUCGUCAAAUUCAUGGAUGACACAACAGUGGUAGGUCUGAUCACCGACAAUGAUGAAACUGCCUACAGAGAAGAGGUGCGCACUCUGACACACUGGUGGCAGGAAAACAACCUCUUGCUCAAUAUCAAAAGACAAAGGAGCUUAUGGCUGAGGAAGUUCGAUAUGAGCUUUAACAUCCUCAAAUCAUUCUACAUCUGCACCCUGGAGUGCAUCCUGACUAGCUGUAUCACUGCCUGGUAUGGGAACAGCUCCGUCCUCGACCGCGCAAAGCUCUGCAGAGAGUGUUGUGGACAGCCCACAGAUGUCAGAGAUGGCGCUUCCAACAGGAGCUUCAGGCGGCCCAAGAAGAGGAUCCCGGACCUCCAGACCGACUGGAAGGUAAGGAAUAUGUGCCAGUCAGACUCCGACCUUCUCCCCUGCAGUGGGCUCACAACUCCCCAGCAGCAGGACACCCGGGUCACAGACGGGCCCUUUCCCUCCUCCAAUGGCCACUAUUGGUGGCUGUCCAUGAGGGAAGAUGUGCAUGAGUACGUAGAGGCCUGUGAAAUGUGUGCCGAAGCCUGGACCCCAUUCAGAAUCCCACAGGUCCCACGGGCUUCAGAGCCGCCACCUCCGGUACAGGUUGAUGGAACUCCGACGUACCAGAUUAAAGAACUCCUGGACUCCUAA
Molecule: messenger RNA, 4776 nt
Organism: Scleropages formosus (Asian bonytongue)
Lineage: Eukaryota; Metazoa; Chordata; Actinopteri; Osteoglossiformes; Osteoglossidae
Product: cadherin-related family member 2-like
Exons: 33
Coding region: 1-4776 (1591 amino acids)
Biological process (GO): homophilic cell-cell adhesion
Cellular component (GO): plasma membrane
Molecular function (GO): cell adhesion molecule binding; calcium ion binding
Source: RefSeq, a predicted model, not a curated record